AAAAGAAAUUAAAGUCUCAAAAUUUAAUUAUUCUGACCUUUUUCUCAAGCAAACUAUUUACACAAAAACAUCCAAAAAUUUAUUGAAUCAAUCGAUCCUCAAAACCCAGAAAUCAUGCUUAAAGUGAGUAUAAAAUGGCAAAAAAAGGUGUUUCCGAGUGUGGAGAUCGACUUAAGUCAGCCUCCGUAUGUUUUCAAGUGUCAAUUGUUCGACCUAACUGGAGUUCCCCCGGAGAGACAAAAGAUUAUGGUUAAGGGUGGUUUGUUGAAGGACGAUGCUGAUUGGGCAGCAGUAGGAGUGAAGGAGGGUCAAAAAUUGAUGAUGAUGGGAACUGCAGAUGAGAUUGUGAAAGCCCCAGAGAAGAGCCCUGUUUUCAUGGAAGAUCUUCCUGAAGAAGAACAAGUUGGUGUUGUGGGUCAUACUGCUGGCCUUUUUAAUCUUGGAAACACCUGUUACAUGAACUCCACGGUACAAUGUUUGCAUUCUGUUCCAGAGUUGAAGUCGGCUUUAGUAAAGUAUCCAUCUGACAAAAGAAAUGACGUGGAUCAGACAUCUCAUAUGUUGACAGCUGCAACUCGCGAAUUGUUUAAUGAACUUGAUAAAAGUGUCAAGGCUGUUGCACCUAUGCAGUUUUGGAUGGUGUUCCGCAAAAAGUUUCCGCAGUUUGGCCAGUUGCAUAAUGGUGUUUUCAUGCAGCAGGAUGCUGAGGAAUGUUGGACGCAGCUUUUGUACACUCUUUCACAAUCUUUAAGGCCACCAAGUCCCAGUGAAAAUCCAGAUACAGUGAAGGAACUUUUUGGUAUUGAUUUUGUAAGCAGGAUUCAUUGCCAAGAAAGUGGCGAAGAGAGUUCAGAGACAGAAUCAGUUUAUUCUCUCAAGUGCCACAUAUCACAGGAGGUGAACCACUUGCAUGAAGGAUUAAAGCAUGGUUUGAAAUCUGAGUUGGAGAAAGCAUCUCCUUCUCUAGGACGUAGUGCAAUUUACUUGAAAGAAUCUCGUAUCAAUGCUUUGCCCAAGUACUUGACUGUUCAAUUUGUUCGUUUUUUCUGGAAGAGAGAAUCAAAUCAGAAAGCCAAGAUUUUGAGGAAAGUGGAUUAUCCAUUAGAGCUGGAUGUCUAUGAUUUAUGUUCAGAUGAUCUUCGCAAGAAAUUGGAAGCACCUCGCCAGAUUUUGAGAGAUGAGGAGGGUAAAAAAGUGGGCUUGAAAGCAAAGGAGAAGACCUCUAUUCCAAAAGACAACGAUGUCAAGAUGACAGAUGCAGAGGGAUCAUCCAAUGGAAGCGGGGAAUCUUCAAAUGCUACCUCUGAAGCAGGUGGAUCUUUGAGUAAAGAAUCAAGUUUAACCGGAAUAUAUGAUUUGGUUGCUGUGCUGACCCAUAAGGGCAGGAGUGCUGAUUCAGGUCAUUAUGUUGCAUGGGUCAAGCAAGAAAGCGGGAAAUGGAUCGAGUACGAUGAUGACAACCCUAUUCCACAGCGCGAGGAAGAUAUAACUAAACUAUCCGGAGGAGGUGACUGGCAUAUGGCGUAUAUAUGUAUGUAUAAGGCACGUGUUCUCCCGAUGUAGUCUUGAUUAUUCUGAUUAUUUACUUGUUGCUUUAUAUUCAAGUGACAAAAGGGAUAUAUUCUGUAGAUUCAGAUUAUGAAAUAGGCAAAUGGUUAUCACUGAGUGUUCUGUUGUUGUACUUCAGAAAUUUUAGCGUUUGUGUUAUGAAUUUUUAGCUUCAGUGAUUGGAUUUGAUAUUCUAAUAAUAUAUCAUUGCUUUGAGUUA
This is a messenger RNA of Mercurialis annua (annual mercury), 1768 nucleotides long. Its product is annotated as ubiquitin carboxyl-terminal hydrolase 7. Gene Ontology annotation, molecular function: protein binding; proteasome binding; cysteine-type deubiquitinase activity. Bases 115 to 1563 code for a protein of 482 amino acids. NCBI's taxonomy places the organism in Eukaryota, Viridiplantae, Streptophyta, Magnoliopsida, Malpighiales, Euphorbiaceae. Gene Ontology annotation, biological process: protein deubiquitination; regulation of proteasomal protein catabolic process; proteasome-mediated ubiquitin-dependent protein catabolic process. The record is from RefSeq and is a predicted model, not a curated record. The transcript has 18 exons.